Molecule: messenger RNA, 844 nt
Organism: Gymnogyps californianus (California condor)
Lineage: Eukaryota; Metazoa; Chordata; Aves; Accipitriformes; Cathartidae
Gene: MAFF
Product: MAF bZIP transcription factor F
Exons: 3
Coding region: 9-497 (162 amino acids)
Biological process (GO): regulation of transcription by RNA polymerase II; regulation of epidermal cell differentiation
Cellular component (GO): nucleus
Molecular function (GO): DNA-binding transcription factor activity, RNA polymerase II-specific; RNA polymerase II cis-regulatory region sequence-specific DNA binding
Source: RefSeq, a predicted model, not a curated record
GUGUUUUUAUGAAUGAAAAGAAUCCGCGGGGCCAGCGUGAGGCAAGGAUGGCUGCGGACGGGCUCUCCAGCAAGGCCCUGAAGGUGAAGCGGGAGCUGGGGGAGAACACGCCGCUGCUGUCGGAUGAGGAGCUGAUGGGGCUGUCGGUGCGGGAGCUCAAUCACCACCUGCGGGGCCUCUCCAAGGAGGAGGUGGCGAGGCUGAAGCAGCGCCGGCGGACGCUGAAGAACCGGGGUUACGCCGCCAGCUGCCGGGUGAAGCGCGUCUGCCAGAAGGAAGAGCUGCAGAAGCAGAAGAUGGAGCUGGAGUGGGAGGUGGACAAGCUGGCCCGGGAGAACGCUGCCAUGCGCCUGGAGCUCGACACCCUCCGUGGCAAGUACGAGGCCCUGCAGGGCUUUGCCCGCACCGUGGCUGCCCACGGGCCCCCCGCCAAGGUGGCCACCGCCAGCGUCAUCACCAUCGUCAAGUCCGGCACCAACCAGGCCGCCUACUCCUAGUGCUGGCCUCCGUCCCCCGGCCGGGCACGGCCCCCCCAGGGUGCCUUCCCCCACGAAUCGCCUCCUGUACCCUCCCUGAUCUCUUCCCUGCCAGGACCUGUGCCCAAAAUCCUCCUUCUCCCAUCCCUUGACCUCCAGCUCCCCCAUGUAGGGAGGGCUGCCGCAGCGUGGGUGCUGGGGCAGAGGACAGGACCCCACCGGUGGCCCCCGCAGCCCUGUCCCCUGCUGCAGCUCCGCUGGCUGGGUGCCCCUCGCCCUGGGGGGGUGCAGGCAGGAGAGGGCGAGCCUGCACAGGCAGCAGUGGGGAAGCAUCCCAUGGCUCCAAGCUGGCAGGAAAACACAUCAGG